Molecule: messenger RNA, 3117 nt
Organism: Hypanus sabinus (Atlantic stingray)
Lineage: Eukaryota; Metazoa; Chordata; Chondrichthyes; Myliobatiformes; Dasyatidae
Product: pre-B-cell leukemia transcription factor 1-like
Exons: 10
Coding region: 530-1894 (454 amino acids)
Biological process (GO): regulation of transcription by RNA polymerase II; animal organ morphogenesis; eye development
Cellular component (GO): nucleus
Molecular function (GO): DNA-binding transcription factor activity, RNA polymerase II-specific; RNA polymerase II cis-regulatory region sequence-specific DNA binding
Source: RefSeq, a predicted model, not a curated record
GCUGGAGCCAGGAGAGGGCUGGCAGAGAGAAGGCGAGCACUCCAAGUCACACCAGCACAGCUCUGUAAGCCCCAGAAAGGCAUCUACUUGUAUCUAACUGUUGAAACCUCGCUCUCUAUCUCUCUCUCUGCAGCCAGGAUCAGAAGCGUGGCACCUGCAGUGCAAAAAAACAGAAAAAGAAAAAAAAGAUCUUUAAUUACAUGGGAAUCAAUAGCAACUGCAAAUAACAAGGAAGCAUCUUCCUGGGCUUGCAUUGCAGAAUAAGAGAGCGAGGCAGAAAAAGAGAUAAGGAAGGCUGGGAGAGUGUGGGCAAAGCUAGUGCAGGAAUCGGGGGCUUUCUCCUGCACUGUUACCCCAACUGGUGUGGCUUUCUGUGGGGGUUAAAGAGGGAAAGGCGGGAGAGUGGGGGAGGAGGAGAGAGCUGGCUGAUUUCUCCGUCUUGGCUCUAGCCGACUGGUGGUCUUGGUUGUGUCCGAGAGAGGCUUUUGUAUCUCGGCGGCCAGAGAGAAAGGCAGUGUAAAGGCUGUGAAUGAAGAUGGAAGAUCAUUCCCGGCUGCGACAACCCCACGCCGGGGUCAGCAUCUCAGGGCUGCCCCAGCACCUUCAAGAGACCGGGGGAGAGGCGGAGGGCAGGAAGCAGGACAUUGGAGACAUCUUACAACAAAUAAUGACCAUCACCGACCAGAGCUUGGACGAAGCACAGGCGCGGAAACACGCGUUGAAUUGUCACAGAAUGAAGCCGGCGCUCUUCAACGUGCUGUGUGAGAUCAAAGAGAAAACAGAGUUGAGUAUUCGAGGAGCACAGGAAGAGGAUCCACCAGACCCCCAGCUCCUGCGACUGGACAACAUGCUGCUGGCAGAGGGUGUGGCCGGACCGGAGAAGGGUGGAGGUUCCGCCUCCGCUGCCGCUGCUGCCGCCUCUGGGGGCUCAAGCACGGACAAUUCAGCAGAGCACACUGACUACCGGGCCAAACUGACACAAAUCCGGCAGAUCUAUCACACAGAGCUCGAGAAGUACGAACAGGCCUGCAAUGAGUUUACCACACACGUCAUGAACCUGCUGCGGGAGCAGAGCCGGACGCGGCCCAUUUCUCCAAAGGAAAUUGAGAGGAUGGUCAACAUCAUUCACCGAAAGUUCAACUCCAUCCAGAUGCAACUGAAGCAAAGCACAUGUGAGGCAGUGAUGAUCCUUCGCUCGCGGUUCCUGGAUGCGCGGAGAAAAAGACGUAACUUCAGCAAGCAAGCAACAGAGAUCCUCAAUGAGUAUUUCUACUCACAUCUCAACAACCCCUACCCCAGUGAAGAAGCCAAGGAGGAACUGGCAAAGAAGUGUAGCAUCACAGUGGCACAGGUGUCAAACUGGUUUGGUAACAAGCGAAUCCGAUACAAGAAAAACAUAGGCAAGUUCCAAGAGGAGGCAAAUCUGUACGCCGCCAAAACAGCGGUAACUGCGACAAACGCGACACCUCAAGGAAGUCAAGCCAACUCCCCGUCCACUCCCAACUCCACUGGUACAGAGACACGCUACAGAUCGGUGGGCUCCUGCAGCCCUCCUGCUCCACGCCCUGCUGGCCGCUCAUCAUGUACAAGCUUAGAGAGUUCAUUGGUUUCGUAUAACCUGGCAAGCACUGGAGAUCUGUACAUGAGCAUGCAGGCACUUAACGGGGACACAUUCCAGCAAACCCAGGUCGGCGCAAAUGUGCAAUCACAGGUGGAUUCCCUGCGUCAUGUCAUCAACCAAACUGGAGGAUACAGCGAUGCUCUCGGAACAGGUCGGAUGUACAGUCCACAGCCCUUGAAUACCAAUGGUAGCUGGCAAGAUGCAGCCACUCCAUCCUCAGUGACUUCACCAACAGAAGGUCCUGGAAGUGCCCAGUCUGAUACCUCCAACUGAUCUCCUCACCAUAGGGCCAAUCAGACAAAGGGAAAGGAGGAGGGGUGGAGGAUGUCCAGAGGGAGGGGUGGGCCAGUGAGGCAACUCACCUAAACACCCAAUUAGCUUUCUGUUUUUAUUGGGUGCUGGCCAAUUGAGACAGUCCUUUCAGUCUUUUCUCUGUCCAGGUACAGAAGUACUGGCCUGGAUAAAUCCAACUCCAAACAACUCUGAAGAAGCUUGACACCAUCCAGGACAAUGCUGCCCACUUGAAUUGCACCCAUCUACCACCCUAAAUGUUCAUCCCUUCUGCAACCAGUGAACAGUGCCUGCUGUGUGCACCAUCUACAAAAUGCACAACAGUUACUGACCCAAGCUACUGCAGUCAUACUUCCCAAACCUACUGUGAAAGUAAGUGCCUGGGAAAACCAUUUUGGUUAAUUAAGAAGAGUUAAGACUUUCUGGUGACAUUGUGUACUGGGCUGCAGGUAUUGUAUGACUUUUGCCUCUCCCGACUGGCCUACAAUUUGGUCCUUCUUCUUUGCCAACAAGUUUUGCUGGCAAAGUUUUGUCAGUUUUGCUGGCAAUAAGAUGCUUUGACCCUGCCUGUCCUUGAAGCUUUUUCUCAGCAAUGCCACCUUCCUUAACAGCCAAUGGGACCUUGCAUUGUCAGUGACCUGGAACACAUUGUGUUAACCUUCUGUGCCUGGAUGCUGGCCAGUAUCCUGCAGUACAGCCGGUUUUUAGCCAACCUCUGGCCCCAAGCCCAACAAUUCUCUCCAUUGACUUCUGCUAAACAUAGGAUCAAACCCUCACCAAUCACCUUCCCCCUUCUCCAACAUUUGCCAUUUACUCAGAAGUAGUGCAAAGAAGCAUGCCAUCUGCAGCUAGUGCUGUGACAGUGGCAGAGAUGGGGUUGGAUGGAUUGGCAGUCAGGUGGUUUACUCCUUUUGAUACUUGUGCUCCCACUUGAAUAUACCUUCCCCACUGAGAUGGGCCAAAGAUUCCCAGUAGAUAUUGCACCACAGUGUCAUGUCAUCAAGCACAUCCACCAAGACCAUCAAAGUAACCAAAUAAAAGGCAAGUGAAAGGACAGAAAGGACGUUUAAAGGUUAAAAACAUUAUAAAAAGAUCAUAGGUCUCCUUGCAGCUUUACAGAAAUGUUCCUCACACAUUUCCCCACUCCAGAGUUAAUUCUUGCUUUUUGUAGCAAUCGUUCGAACAUUUAAGUAUGAAUGCUCUUG